AUGAAUUCCCUGACUAAAGAUUUGUGUUUCAAUAGCCGCAUGAAAUGGUUCCCUUGAACUGACACACAAGCCACUAAUAGAUGAAGAGUCAGAGGGCCCGCUUCUUUGAUUUUAAGGUUUUUCUGACAUUUAUAUAAACCAUCUUUCUGUAAAUAUACUUUUCCCUUCUCCGCGUUUCUAAGUAUCACUGACAGGCAAAAAACAAGGAUGUCUCAAGUUCACGACAAAUAUCAAUCACCUCUCACUUCACGUUAUGCCUCUAAAGAAAUGGCGUACAACUUUUCUGAGGAUAAGCGCUAUUCCACUUGGCGUCAACUGUGGACCAACUUGGCCAUUGCUGAAAAGCAAUUAGGCUUGACCGACAUUACCGACGAAGCUAUUGAGCAAAUGAAAGCCAACAUCUACAACAUUGACUAUGCUGUAGCUGCCGAAGAGGAACGAAAACGUCGUCACGAUGUUAUGGCUCACGUUCAUACGUUUGGCCUUGUUGCGCCUGCUGCUGCUGGUAUUAUUCAUUUGGGUGCUACAUCAUGCUAUGUCACUGAUAAUGGUGAUUUGAUCAUCCUCAGAGAUGCUUAUGAUAUUGUUAUCAAGAAACUUGCUCGUGUUAUCGACAUCCUUUCAAACUUUGCUAAGGAAUAUCGUGCUCUACCCACCUUGGGCUUUACUCAUUUCCAACCUGCUCAACUUGUCACUGUCGGUAAACGUGCCACUUUAUGGAUUCAGGAAUUAUUAUGGGAUUUACGUAAUUUUGAACGUGCUCGUAACGACCUCAAGUUACGUGGUGUAAAGGGCACCACUGGUACUCAGGCUUCCUUUUUGACCCUUUUCGAUGGCGAUCACGAUAAGGUCGAAAAACUUGACCAACUCGUUGUUGAAUUAGCUGGUUUUAAGGAAGCUUACCCCGUGUGCGGUCAGACCUACUCCCGAAAGAUUGAUAUUGACGUUUUACACCCUCUCUCUGGUUUUGGUGCAACUGCUCACAAGAUUGCCACCGAUGUUCGUCUUUUGGCUAGCUUGAAGGAAAUUGAAGAGCCUUUCGAAAAGGAUCAAAUUGGUUCCUCUGCCAUGGCUUAUAAACGUAAUCCUAUGCGUUCAGAACGUGUCACUUCUUUGUCUCGUCAUCUUAUGCUGCUCGUCAACGACGCCCUGCAAACCAGUGCUGUCCAAUGGUUUGAGCGUACUUUGGAUGACAGUGCUAACCGUCGUAUCUCUUUGCCUGAAGCUUUCUUAACUACCGAUAUCAUUUUGACCACUCUCCAAAAUAUUUGUGAAGGUAUGGUCGUCUAUCCUAAGGUGAUUGAACGUCGUAUUCAACAAGAAUUACCCUUCAUGGCUACCGAAAAUAUCAUUAUGGCUAUGGUAAAGAAGGGUGGUGACCGUCAAGAAUGUCAUGAACAAAUUCGUGUCUUAUCCCAUCAAGCUGCACAUGAGGUCAAGAUGGAAGGACGUGAAAAUGACUUGAUCGAACGUAUCAAGAAGACUGAAUAUUUCAAGCCUAUCAUUGAUGAGUUGCCUCAAUUGUUAGAGCCUUCUACAUUUAUUGGCCGUGCUCCUGAACAAGUGGAUAACUUUUUGGAAAACCACGUAAAGCCUGCUUUGGCACCAUAUGCUGAAGUUUUGAAGGAUACCACCAAAGCCGAAUUAUCCGUUUAAAGUGAGCAAUCAGUAUAUUACUUUUUUGUACAAUAGUAUUUAAUUUCCCCUUUUCCUUAUCUUUGUUGUUGUAUUCAUUCAUCACGGUUUGCUUCAACUUAUAAUAAAAUCGUAGGCAGAACUGCAAUUACUACGCCUACAUACAACAUUUUAUAGUCUUAAACAAUAAUAGUCGCUUUCUUUUUCUGUCAAUUAUUAUGUCAGGCAUUUUAAUGACUCUAACACAACUUAUCACGCUAAUACAUGCAAAUGUAUUGGAAAGAAAUUGAUUUCAUGGAAGGACUAGUAUUAGCUCGAUUUUUGAGUUGUAAUCAAAGAUGAGAACUACAUACUUGAGCGUUUAGCACAUUUAGAGUAGAUAAGAGUG
Molecule: messenger RNA, 2023 nt
Organism: Mycotypha africana
Lineage: Eukaryota; Fungi; Mucoromycota; Mucoromycetes; Mucorales; Mycotyphaceae
Product: adenylosuccinate lyase
Exons: 2
Coding region: 208-1656 (482 amino acids)
Biological process (GO): 'de novo' AMP biosynthetic process
Cellular component (GO): cytosol
Molecular function (GO): (S)-2-(5-amino-1-(5-phospho-D-ribosyl)imidazole-4-carboxamido) succinate lyase (fumarate-forming) activity; N6-(1,2-dicarboxyethyl)AMP AMP-lyase (fumarate-forming) activity
Source: RefSeq, a predicted model, not a curated record